Bacidia gigantensis is the source of this 1527-nucleotide messenger RNA. RefSeq lists its product as uncharacterized. The transcript is spliced from 4 exons. NCBI's taxonomy places the organism in Eukaryota, Fungi, Ascomycota, Lecanoromycetes, Lecanorales, Ramalinaceae. The coding region runs from base 1 to 1527 and encodes 508 amino acids. The record is from RefSeq and is a predicted model, not a curated record.
AUGUCUACAAAACCAAUAGCACCUACCAUCUCCCGCGGGUCGAGCACCAUUUCUCGUCCCCCUUCUAAUCAACAAGGCCCGCCUAGCGCAGAUGCAGCCAAAGCAGAGGUCUGGCUGAGAGGUCAUCUGGGUCACUUGACUGAGAAGCAGCAAGCUGCAUUUGUGGCCUUUAAAGAUUUAUGCGCCAAAGAGGGUUUCUACAAGCCUGCAGCUGCUGGGGCAUUAGCAAGUCAUGAUGAUGCACAGUUGGUGCGAUUUCUAAGAGCUCGGAGAUUCGUCCCGCAAGAUGCCUUCAUCCAGUUUAAAGACACCGAGCUCUGGCGGAAAGAGAACGAUCUGCAAGCUUUGUAUGAGAAAAUUGAUAUCAAAGACUACCGAGAAUCACGUGGUGUGUAUCCCCAAUGGACAGGGCGGAGAGACAAGCGCGGUAUUCCCCUAUAUCUCUACGAAGUUGGCAAACUGGACGCAAAGAAGAUGUUGGCAUACUCCUCCUCCACCUCCAAAACAAAGGCCAAGGGCUCGGCGCCAUCGCGAAUGCUCCGUCUUUUCGCUCUGUACGAGAAUCUCACCCGCUUCGUCAUGCCAUUAUGUACUGCUGCUCCGGGCCGACCGUACCAGGAGACCCCGGUGGAUCAAUCCAACAAUAUAGUAGACAUAUCGAGAGUUGGAUUGAAGCAAUUUUGGAAUCUCAAGAAUCACAUGCAGGAUGCAAGCCAGUUGGCUACGGCUCAUUAUCCGGAAACCCUCGAUCGCAUAUUUAUUUUAGGCGCCCCGUCAUUUUUCCCUACCGUCUGGAGUUGGAUCAAACGCUGGUUCGACCCCAUCACCACGUCCAAGAUCUUUGUCUUGUCUCAACAUCAAGUACUUCCAACCCUGACUCAAUUCAUCGACAUAAAAGAUAUUCCGAAGAAGUAUGGCGGUCAGCUUGACUUCCAAUGCGGCGAUCUACCCAAUCUUGACCCUGAGCUGCGGGAACAUCUCACCAUACCACCGGGUGAAGAAGCUGAGCGCUUUCUACUUACUUCCCCCGUGCGGUGGGCGGCACAGGGCGCAGAUGGGGAGAUGUUCGCCAUAGGCGUUGGUAGCAUUAAUGGUAAAGAGAGGCAAGAGCCUUUAGCGACACUACACGGACUUGUUGCGCGCACAACCACCCACAGAGAGCGCCUUUCACGCAUGAAUACUCAAGCAAGCGUUGCUCCCUCUUCCCUGCAUUCGGUAACAACUACUGGCACCGGCAAGCCUGUUCCUCACUCCCAGCUCUCACAUUUGGUGCCUGCACCUGGCUCGUCACAUUCGAACCGACCUUCGAGUCUGAGAAAAUCCAUCGAAGCGCCUCCAAUCGAAAUUGCUAAAACAGAAGCGCCUGUAUCAUCUACCACUACCUCAACAAACAUGAAUGGGACAAUUCCGAACGGUGUUCUGCCAGAAAAACUCAACAUGCCCCCUCCCCCAUCAGACCUGAGCAGACAGAAGACGGAGUACAUGACUCCAGCGCAGGAGCCUGAAGAAUUGAAAGCGCUAGCAUAG